AUGGCUGGAAAAGCAGCAAAAUCGGUGGCGAAAGCCGUAAGCGAAUACCAGUAUCCAUGGAAAGAGAAGCUUUCCAAGUAUAGGGACGAGCUUUCGAAAGGCGUUUGGGGCUACUGGGAGCUCGGGGCCUGGAAGCCUCUCGGCAUCAGCGCAAGACGUAGGGCCCGCCUCCGUAAGGAGGUCCUCCUUGCAGGGGCAGAUUGGGAAUUUGACCCCGAGAGAAAGGAGAUGAAGACGAAGAGGAAAGGGCACAAAGUCGAUAGGCUGGCUGCCGAGAAGAAGGAACGUACGGCAGAGCUCAUGCAGGCAAUGCCGGAGAUGCUGGCGGACUACCGGAAGAGGAGGUGGGAGAGGAAGAUGAAGGCGGAGGAAGAUGCCGCCAAGAAGGCACUUAAUGAGUGA
This is a messenger RNA of Striga asiatica, 402 nucleotides long. NCBI's taxonomy places the organism in Eukaryota, Viridiplantae, Streptophyta, Magnoliopsida, Lamiales, Orobanchaceae. The record is from the annotation of a GenBank genome assembly.